Messenger RNA from Centropristis striata (black sea bass), 764 nucleotides. Its product is annotated as gastrotropin-like. Gene Ontology annotation, cellular component: cytosol; nucleus. The record is from RefSeq and is a predicted model, not a curated record. The coding region runs from base 1 to 378 and encodes 125 amino acids. Gene Ontology annotation, molecular function: fatty acid binding. NCBI's taxonomy places the organism in Eukaryota, Metazoa, Chordata, Actinopteri, Perciformes, Serranidae. The transcript is spliced from 4 exons. Gene Ontology annotation, biological process: fatty acid transport.
AUGGCUUUCGCUGGGAAGUAUGAGCUGGAGAGUCAAGACAACUAUGAGGAGUUUCUGGAAGUAAUAGGGCUUCUCAAUGCCAAGACGGACCACAAAGUGGUAACUGAGGUGGUUCAGGAUGGGAACGACUUCACCUGGACACAAACCAUUCCCAACUGGAAAUGGUCCAAUAAGUUCACUGUUGGUCAGGAAUGUGAGCUGGUGACGAUGACGGGCGCCACAUUCACGGCUCCUGUCACUAUGGAAGGCGGGAAGAUUUUGAUACAGUUUCCUCAGUACCGCCUCGUAGCAGAGAUCAUUGACGAUAAGCUAGUGAUGAAUUGCACAACUACAGGAGAGAAGGGUGUGACUUUCAAAAGGAUCAGCAAGAGGAUCUAAAUCUGCGAGACUCAACAUGCUCCAAUGGAAACAAGCCUGCACGCUGGAGGUAAAACAUCCUGAAAACGCUCCGAUUACUGAAGCAAGAGGAAUAAAGUAGUGAGACGAAAGUGGAACAUCUCUGGACUUCACAGCACUGUAUGUUGUUGUUUUACCUUCAGAUAAAACUGAAUAGAAGCAAUGAAACUAUGUACUGUAUUUCUCCAAGGAUUAAUGAUUUACUUGUACUGGUGUCCAUGUCUGACACAAUAUAAAUUGAUGAUUAAAUAUAGCAUGUUUUGCCAAGCAAUAAUGAUUUUUGUUUUCUCACACUUUUUUAACACCACUGAUGUUAAUGGUCUCUGACAUUCUGAAAACAUAUAGUACACAUAUUGUAUUCAGUGUGA